This is a messenger RNA of Paramecium octaurelia, 4907 nucleotides long. The record is from the annotation of a GenBank genome assembly. Lineage: Eukaryota; Ciliophora; Oligohymenophorea; Peniculida; Parameciidae.
AUGAGUCAUUUCGCAAGAUUGGUAGAGCUAUUGAAUGAAAAUGCAAAAAAUUAAUAAUACUCAGAUUUAAACUAAAUAGUACAAACACUCAUUUAAUUUUCAUUUCCUCAACAUACUUAUUAGAUGAUUUGUAAUUCUCUCUCCUUAUUGAUUGCUAAAACAGGAAAUGAAUAAAUAAAAUAAGUCGUUGAGAUUUUAUUGCAACAUAUAAACAAGAAGGGAUCCCUUAAGAGUAUUGCUUUGACUUUACUUGUCACAUUAAUUCAGCUAACCAAACAUGAAAUCCAAUCCUUUUCCUAUACUUUAACCUAAGAUAUUAGCGCUGCCUUGAUGAAGUUGUUAAAGAACUCGGAUUAUCGUUUGAGCCUCUGCAAUUCAUUGCAUUUCUUAAUUGAAUCGUAAAAGAAUGAAAUUCUAAAAAUAUCCCUCAAAUUUACUUUAAAUGAAAAACAUGAGACACUUUAAUAAGCAGGAAUGCAAACUCUAAUAUAUUUAAUGGAAUAGGAAGUGGUAUCAGAACAAAUGUAUUUAAUAGCUUAUAAAUCAGAUGACUCUCCCCUAUUUUAUAAAUAUUUUUCUAGAUACUUGUUUUAAUAAUAAAAUAUAGUAGCUCUAACAAAAAAGGAUAAAGUAAAGUAAUAGGUACAACUUCAACCCAGAGAAUAAGCAUAAAAAAUAUUUCAGCUUUUUGAUGAAAAUUUAUCCAAAUUUCCUUCAAAUAUUGUUGGGAAUAUAUUCAUAGCAUAUAAGAAGUAUAGUUUCAAUUAUAUUUUAAGAUAUUUGAUCCAUGAAUUCAAGAAAUUAGGUCUUUCUAUUGUGAGAGGAUCUUUUGAGAUCUCUUGUUCGUAUUUAGGAUGCAUGGCAUUAGAAGAUCCAUAUCUCCACACAGUUUAUAAAAAGUAUCGAAUGAUGUUAAUAAUCUAGAUCAGUUAACCUAUGUCUCUAUAUGGUUUAGCAGGUUUAAUUGAAUGAAAGAAAGGAUUUAUUAGAGUAUUUCUUUGACAAGAUUUCAAAGGCAAAGAGCUAAAAAUGGAAUGUUUAUAUUUAUAAACUGCUCUUGAAAGGAAUGAAUUUCUUAUUUGAUACAUUAGGUUCAAAUGUAUUUGAUGAUAAAAGAUCAAAACCAUCUGAAUUUAUAGAUAUAUUGACUCCUAUUUUUAGAAUCAAUGAUAUUUUAUAGCAUCCAAUGAGCAUAGAUAAACCCAUCUGUAUUAGUGUGAGUAGAAAUUUAUUCAACACUUUUGAGUCUUUAUUCCAAGAAAAUAAAAAGUGGUAAUAAAGCAUUUUGUCAGCCAUACUUAAUUAUGCCAAAAUUACAUUGGCAGAACUCAAUGUAAAGGAAACCAAUUCAUUGAUAAAUUAAUUAAGAAUUUAAUGUGCAUUAUUAUCGAAACUGUUCUCUUUGUUGGACUUAUAAUUGCAUUCAAUUUCAAGUGAACUGAUAAAUCAUUUAUGGGAAACAGCGAAAUCAUUUCUAGAAAAAUCCUCUUAAUUAAGAAGAAUUGGAUGGAUCACAAUUGCAGAGUUAUUGAUGGUUCCUUAUUUUGGGACAACUAAUAAAGUUAAGGAAAUCGGGAUAUUGAUUGAAAAAAAUCUAACUUCUAAGGAUGAGAUAAAAGAUGAAUAAUAAUUAUAAAGUUAUUGCGGUGUUGGCCUUGUCAUUACUUCAAUACUAAAUAGUAGUACAUUAUCAAAAUAAAUUAAGGAUACAACUAGAAAGUUUUUGGCUUAAUAAACUAUUUUAAUGUUUAGUAAGUUAUAAUAAUGUAAAUUCGAUAAGUAAUCACCAUUUGUGAUAUCUUCUAAAUAUGUAUUUUAUUAGGCGAUUAGAUAAAUUCAACCAAAAUAUUAUUCAAAUGAAUUAAAUUCACUUGUAUAAUUUUGCCUUGAAGAUAUAAUAAAUGGAAAUUCACAGUGGAAUUAAGUAAAUGUUCAUAAAAAUAAUCAUUAUGUUGAUGAACUUAUGGGAAUUCCUCGAUCAGAAUUUUAAUUAGUACUAGCAGCUAGCAAAUUUCUAGGUCAUAUCAUUUCAUCAUAAUCAUUUACCCUCAAAAAUAAAAUCAAUUUUAUUCGAUAUGUAAAUGGUACUCUACAAACCUAAGUAGUAAAUUUAAAAGAUGUCUAAUAGAAGUAAUCAAAAUAAUAAUGUUAUUUAUUUUGUCUUUAUUAAAUUGCACUUAAAAUUUAUUAGGCCAAUUCACUUGUAUCUCAAGAAUUCAAUGAACAAAUAUUUUAAAUUAUUAAUUUGUGUUAAUGUGUUGAUAAUUAAAUCCAAUAAUUAUGUGCCCACCUUUAUUGUUCAAUGUUAUAAAUUAAGGAUGUCGACUAAGCAGAAUAAUUAAACUAGUUGUUAUCCUAAAAGUCAUAAGCUAAUUUCACCUAUUUAGUUUUAGAGAUUCUGAAAAAAAAACUUGCUGGAGUGUAAUUAUAAGUGCAAAAUCUCUUAAUGAAAGUAUUAUCAUAAAUGACAACUGAUGUUGCCAAAGUUAUUCAACUCUUUUAGUAGAUUGAUCCAAGUUUACUCAAAAACGUUUGGGUGUUCCUUGUAUUUGCAAUAAGCUAAAGUGAUAAACCUAUCUAAAUAUACUAAUUUAAAAUUCUGUCUGAAAUUAUUUUGAAUUAUGUUAGAAAUGGUGGUAUUAAGGAUAAUUACUUUAAUAUCAUCUAUCAAGAAUGUAGAUGCAGGCUAUAGUCAAAAUAAUUCUAAAUUAUAUAAUUAGACUUUGCAUUAGAAUAAGACACUGAAUAAACAGUGACAAAAGCUAUUAAUUUAUUAUUAAAAAAACCAUCUCUUAAAAUUGCAGUCUUUAUAGAUUAACUAACUGAUAAGUAUACUAUGCCUUCUUUAGUCUAACCAAUUUUAUUUGUUCUAAAUAACCUAUUUUCUAAUUAGAGAGUUCACUCCACCUAAGAAUAAAUGGAACUUCGGAAUUUGAUGAAAAAUAUUUUCAUAAAAGUGUAUAAUCAACCUAUUGAAGAGUUACUUCAACUUCUAUAGCCUUAUAUCUUAGAUGAAGUGAUACCUGAUUAAUAAGAAAGAAUACCGAUUCACAUUAAAACAAGAAUAUUUCUUUUAAAAAGAUUGUAAAAGCUAUUUAAAUAAUGUGAUACAUCAGAUCAGGUAUUUGAUUUUCUAUUCAAAAUUACAACCUCCAUCUAUGAGGAAGCAAAGGAAAUAUCAUAUGAUAUGUUCCAACACUUUUUUUACAAGGAGAAGGACCUAUUAAGUUUUGCAGCUCAAAUAGAUUCAAUAUUAUGUGAUACAAUUAGAAGAGAAAAUUAAAACCCUCCUUCUGUAAACCUAACGAACAUGAAACUUAUUAGUAAAUUUGCUAAAAUUGUAAAAGAUGAAUUUUUGGCUACAAAAUUAAUUUAAUUAUUAUCUAAACCAUUGUUAAAUGAAGGCAGAAAGAAACUAGUUCCUAGCUAAUUUUUUAGCGAAAAGUCAUAACUCAAUAUCCUCAUAUAAAGAAUUGUUUCAUUAGGAAGUAUCUACAGAAAAAUACCAAACUAUUUUGAUUAAACUCUUAUAGAGUAGUUGAAAUGUUAUGUUGAAGAAUUACUAGAAGAUAUAUUUGUGAUUCUAUGUACACCUAGAUCUCAUGUAAGGGAAUAUCAGUCUUAUAAUUUUGUCUACAAUGGAAAAAAAUAUAGUUUUGAUCAAGGCUUUCUCCAUCAAUCUUUGCCAAAGCUACUGCGGAUAUCAAACCUUGAUAAGCCUAUUCACUUUACUCUAAUUGGCUACAUUGUUACAUAAUAUGUAAGAUUAUUCAUUAUUUUUAGGGAGCAUUUGAACAAAAUGAGAAUAUGUUCAAAAAGACUAUGGAAAAUCUUACAAAAGAAAGAAUAUUAUAAUGUCGAGGUUAUAGAAUAAAAGGAAUCCAAUUACUAACUGAAGCUGUCAAUAAGAAUCCUCAAAAUUAAUUACUGAUUAAUGGAGUUCAAAACUUAUUGCCUAUAAUCUCAGCAGAAGCACCUCAUUCUUUAGUUAUUUGUUAACAAUUUUAUCAAACCCUUAUUCAUCAUUAAAUUGAUUUAUAAUUAAUCCUUGACCCUUUAAUUCAAAUUUAUUAAAUAACAGUAGAUUAGAACUUAAAAUUAAAUUGUUUAGCAUCUUUGUUAAAAAUAUCUUAACAAAAUCCAUAGGCUUCAGAUUAAAUCAAUACUAUAUUUUGGGACUUUUUGCUCACCUAAGAAUAUGAAUUUAUGAGGUGCGCACAAUUAAUUUAAUUUUAUAAGGAUAAAAUCUAUAGUUUAAAGUAUUAUGGUUAUAUUUAGACAAUUUUAUAAGCAAUUUCUGGUACCUAAAAAAUGAGAUAGGAAGAUUAUUACAUAUUAUUAAAUUUAGAUGGUUUAAUCAACAAUCAUUAAGAUAAUUAGGGAUAUUGUUAAUUAAUAGAUUGUAAGAUAAUUUGUAAUUAUAUAAAUAGUGCAUUUUACAAAUCUAGUGUCGAUUGCCUUGAACUUAAUCAAACAAAUUAAAUAGAAUCUAUAGCCAAUUCUAAACUGUGUGCUUCCUGCAAUAUAUCGGAAAAUCUCAAAUAAGGAAACCGAUUCAUAUAUUUUGAUAGGAAAGUUUCUGUUGCUCAGUUACCUAUUGAGCAAUUAAAAAUAACAAAUAUUUCACAGUACUUUCAGGAUUAUGGAUCUUUUUACAGAGGAAAACUUGGAUGCAUCUAUUGUUGAAGCUUCAAAAUAAAAUUUGAAAAUCAUAUUGAUGAAUACUUAGAUGAAUUAAUUAAAUUUACCAGAUGACUUAUCUGAGAAAGUCUAAUUAAUAUAGGAGGAUAUUUAAAGGGAGAUGUAUGUUAUAUAUUUAAAACUAUAGUUAAGAAAAGCAAUAGAGAGAAGCUAAACAAAGACAACCUUAACAAUCUGGAUAAAUCGUAUUAAAGAUGUUUGGGUGA